CAGCUGAUGGAUGGUACAAGUUGCUCACUCAGGAGGAAGGUGAAUUCUACAAUGUUCCCGUACCUGAUGAGGCAGCUGACUUGGCACAGAUCAAGAGUCAAAUGAGGAAAACAUCCAUUACAAAGAAAAUUCCAGUGGCAACAGACCGUGAUAUUCCACACAAUAUGAGCAAGAAGGACAUGAUUCGUGCAACAGAUUUCAACUUCCUGAUGGUCCUAGGCAAGGGCUCCUUUGGCAAAGUGAUGCUGGCCGAACGCAAGGGAACGGAUGAGUUGUAUGCCAUUAAAAUACUCAAGAAGGACAUUAUUAUUCAGGACGACGACGUUGAGUGCACGAUGGUGGAGAAGAGAGUCUUGGCUCUGUCCAGCAAACCCCCCUUCCUCGUACAGCUACAUUCCUGCUUCCAAACUAUGGACCGUCUCUACUUUGUGAUGGAAUUCGUAAAUGGUGGUGAUCUCAUGUUCCAAAUUCAGCAAUGCGGAAAAUUCAAGGAACCCGUAGCAGUAUUCUAUGCAUCUGAGAUAGCAAUUGGUCUUUUCUUCCUCCACUCUCGUGGCAUAAUCUAUCGUGAUCUAAAGCUGGAUAAUGUUCUCCUGGAUGCCGAUGGACAUAUCAAGAUUGCUGACUUUGGCAUGUGCAAAGAGAAUAUUUCCUACGAUAAAACAACCAAGACAUUCUGCGGCACUCCUGACUACAUUGCACCAGAGAUUAUCCUCUAUCAGCCCUAUGGGAAGUCAGUGGAUUGGUGGGCGUACGGGGUGUUGCUGUAUGAGAUGCUCGUGGGGCAGCCACCGUUUGACGGGGAGGACGAAGAGGAGCUCUUUGCGGCCAUUACGGAUCACAAUGUGUCAUACCCGAAGAGCCUUAGCAAGGAGGCGAAGGAUGUGUGCAAGGGCUUCUUAACAAAGAACCCCCAGAAGCGACUCGGGUGCGGGGCCCGUGGUGAAGAGGACGUCCGUGGUCAUUCAUUCUUUAGGCGCAUUGAUUGGGACAAGAUUGAGAAUCGAGAAGUUCAGCCACCGUUCAAACCUAAAAUUAAACACCGCAAGGAUGUGUCCAAUUUCGAUCGGCAAUUCACAUCGGAGAAGACAGAUCUCACCCCAACUGAUAAGCUAUUCAUGAUGAAUUUGGAUCAAACCGAAUUUAUGGGAUUCUCCUAUUUAAAUCCGGAAUUUGUGCAACACAUCUAAAGGAAAUUUCGAGGAUGUUGUGCAGAUGCCAAAAAAGUGCGUACGAAGGGAACUUUCUUCGACAUUUCUUACCGUCUUGAUGCCAUUUUUUACAGCUAAUCUCACGACAUUUUAAUCAAUUCUUGUGAUUUAUCGGAACCAAUCAAUGUUUAAUGAGCGCCACCCCCUCUGCCCGCUUGAGAUACAAAAGGCACGUUUGACAGAGAAACGUUAGUGCUUUUAAAUUUAGCGUGAUUAAGGGAGAGAAGUCUCUAUAAUUUCCUUCUAUUAACUCCCUUUAAUGAAAAACUAAAAAAAAAAAGAAUUCCUUCGCAUCGAGACCACUUUUGUGAUGCAAAAAAAAAGAUUAUUUUGAAUGUUGCUCACAUUCCCCACAUUUUGCAUUAUCUCCAUCUACGUUGGGCACAUCGCUAUAGAGAUCCUUUCAGGAUACUUUUUUGCUUCCAUUUUGCACUGUGGGGAAGUUGUAUGAAAGGCAACAUUCACUAUUAAAAUGGAUAUUAGAUCCUCUCAAUAGUUGGAUGCAAAAUUGCUAAAAUGUGCAUCCAGACUUCUCACAUUCACUACGAAUGAAAAAAUAUUUACAUGAAGUAGAAAGAACAAAAUAGGAGCUUCUACAAGGGGAAAGCAUUGAUGUGACGUGGUGUACAAUGAAAAAUUUUAUUUCAUAAAUUCAAAAGAUUUUUUAAAGCCUUUAAUGUCCACAUAAAACCAUAAAACAUUCGAUCUUUUCAUCGCUAUUAUUUAUUCUAUUGAUGCUCUAAGAGGACAUUUCUCAGAAAAAAACGCCUUUUUGGCCUUUACUAUGUGAAUUUAAUGAAUUUACAAUUUAAAAAAAACAAUUAAAUUCAUUAAAAUUCUGAAAAAUAUAACUUCACGUGUGAAUCAACGCAUGAAAAAAUGUGAUCCAAAGAACGUGAAAGGGUUAAAGCGAAUUUAUUCUGUGAAAAAUUCUGCAUCAAUAUGUGUAGGGAAAUAACAUUUACCUACCUACUUUUACUUCAUGGAAAGAAAAUUAGAAUAAACCGAAAAAACCUUUUGUUUUUGAAAGAAAAUUAAGACCAAAGUUUAAGGUUAGGAAUAAUGGAUCCUCCAAGCGGUUCAUCAGUUAAUUGGUUAAGUGGAUUAAGGAUUAGCCAUUUGAUCAGCCUAAUCGAUUAAUCGAACACAUGUUCUAAGUAAUAGGCAGAAAUAAAGUUAUGGAAAUUUGAAAAAAUCCAAAAUGGCGUCGAAAAGUCAUAAUUUUCCCAACCUAACGCGUAAGAAGCGAAGAACAUAACCUCAUAUUUAAAAAAAAUAUGUUUUCACAAAAUUUACAUUAAAAGCAGAGUUUAGGAACUCUUUACGGGGAAUUUUGAAAUCUUUAAAUUCAAAAUUGUCUUUCGAUGUCAGAUUUUGUGAAAAUUUCGAAAAAUUUCUGGAAAAUUUUGGGUUAAUAAUUUAAAUUAAUAAAUGUAUUUUUAUCGAAAUCUUGAUAUUAAAAUAUUAUCGAUAUUAGAAAUAAAAAUAAAUAACGAUUAUAUCUUAUUCUAUUUCGUUAUUCAAAUAUUCUCUUAACUAUUCAAAUUUUUUUAUCUACAAAAACCUUUUUUAAAAAAUCUGCGCAAAAGACGUAAACAUUGCAAUGUACACCACCUUGCGCAAUGCAUUCCCCUUGAAAGAAAAGAGCUAAAAUAAUAAAUAAGAAAAAUCAUAAAGUCUGUCACAAGAAUUUCAGUCAAGUAGUGGAGGUUAUAUACUUUUCUAAUCUGUACUAACUGCCAUUUAGAACGUAAAUGUAUUUUUAACUAUUUUUACCUGUCAAAAAUGAUGCUAUAAUUACAUUUUUCUAGAUUUAUCUUUUCAGAAAACUUUCUCUUAAAAUUCUUUUUUAUAAAAUAUUUUUUUUAGAUUGAAAUAUCUUCAAUUAGAGAGAAUAAUAUUUCCCCUAAUACGAGAAUAAAAGUCCUUUUGAAUUAUUUUUUUUUUAAUUUUGAGGAUUAUAUUUAAAUCAAAAUAUCCCACCGUAAAGCCUGGCACAUAAAACACUUUGUAACGUGCACAAAUUUGAAAUUUUUUUGUUAUGGGAGAAAUAACGCAUAAUUCGAAAAGUCUCCAAAACCCAAACUACACUGAUGAUCUUUUAUGUGUAUGUGUUCCGUGUGGGUCGGGGUGGGACAAGUUAAUAUGUUCUUUCUUCCCGACAGAGAGAAAAUUCAGUACGCUUUAGGAGUUCCUCAGAGACGGACGCAUUCCGGAUGCGAGCCGGAAUUAGUGGCCACAGAGCCUCAAUGAAGACAGUGAGGAUCAGUGGCAGCAGAUUGUGCCAAGUGUCCGCGAACGAGACGGAAUUCAGCGGCAGUGAACGCCUCCCUGGAUGUCAGGAAGGGCCCCUGAGUGCGCCCCACAGCGUCACCUUGUGGGUUAGAGGGCCUCCCGGAGGACGGUGUGUAGCUGAAGACCUUCCGGAUCAGCAAAUGGCCGUAGGGUUGUCAAUUGGCUCUACGUUGCCGGCCCAUGGGACAUUAGAAGAGUCGCCAAGAGCUCUUCGCGCUUUGCAUCUCAAGAACUCUGCAAAGUCGCCGGAAAGGAAUGGCUCCGCCACGGAGAAGCCACCAGUAGAGUUGCUUAUACGCUCUACCACAUCCUGUCCCGAAGGAAGCCACGAGAGCGCGUCAAUUAGCUCUCCUUCAUCCGCGUCAGGAGACGCAAGAAGAGUCGCAAUUUUGCUCUUCCCAAUGCUGUGGAAAAGAAGUGGGAAAAGGCAUCCCAUACAUGCAAUCAUCCCCGUCUGGAAGAUCGUGAUGAAAUGGCGCCCAACCAGCGGUGGAACCAGGUAAGUACCCAAUUUGAGUCUCAUGCCCCUGGUAGCUACCGACACUUAAAAUGUUAGUGAAAAACCUUUGUGUUUCGAUGCAAUUUUGCAUUUUAUAUCAAUUUAAUGACAAAGUUCCCCUUGAGUGAAAUGAAAUUUCCAGCGAUUUUGGGCUCUUCUAGCCGCCUUGCUGGAAAGAAAACUCGCGUUAAAGAAUUUUUCUUUUUUUUCCGUUUUUUUUUCUUUUCUUUGAAAAGAAAUGGUUUUGGAUUUAAAAUCCAAAAAUUUUUGUUUAAGGUAAAUUAGCCAUGCGAGUUGGUAUUUAAAAUAAUUUAAAAAUUUAUACAGAGCCCUUCUGGGGACGAAUGAGGGAUAUUCUGUGGCAAAUAUUCCUCCCCCAGAAUCUCUGAUUGAUUUGCACGAACAGGACGAAUGAAGAGAUUGGAUCAUUAUCCUUUUGAAAGGUCUCUUCCCUGUAACGGCAACAGAUUGAAUUAGAAUUUUUAAAGAUCUUUAAGUUUAAAAUUUAUUUUUGCUUUCUACAAGUUUUAUCAACUUUCAGUUGAUUUUCAUCGCAAAGUAGGGACUUAUUUGUUCUGUGUGUUUGUGAAUUUUGAAACUUAAUGAGUUGAUAAGAUCAUCAGCGUUUUCCUUUAGACAAAUCUUAUAAGGAAAAUGACGGGAAAUUUAAGAUUCUCGCAAUUAUGGGUAAAAUUCUGAUAUGGAGAAAUCUUUGACUUUCUUUUAACCUUGUGGAGCCAUGACUUUGCUCCACGGUCAAAGUGCGUUCGCUUAUCACAUAGCGGUGAUCUCUCGUGAUAAGAGUUGAGAGAUAAAGUAAAGCUUUAUCCCCCUAAAAAUUUUGGGGAUUCUUUUGUGGCAACUCCCUUUGAAAUUUUUUUUUGAAGAAAUGAUUUUUAAAAGUUUACCGGUGCAUAAUUUUAAAUCUUUUCUUUAAUUGUGCGCUGAUGGGGAAUAUUAUUUCUUUUCAAAUUUGGAACCUUUUCAUUCGCUAUCAUUCCCCUUGAACUUUGAUUUAUUGAAUUUUAUUUCAAAUUAAUUUGUUCAAGCGUUUCCUCAUUUUGCCAUGGAGCGUGGGGCAUGCGCUGUGGGCUUAUCGGACGCAGGUGCCCUUUGAUUUUCUGAUCCUCGUAUCUUGCUUAGGCAAUCGAUUAAGCGGGUUGAACAGAAUUUGCUGGAACAUGGGUGUCCGCUUUUCUCGCGGGCUGCGUCCUGCGGGCAAUGAUGAGAUGAGGAAAAUUAUUUUGCUCUUUUUGGAUUUAAUUAUUUCCGGGUUAAUGAUAUAAAACUUUUUGAAUUUUUAAAUUUUGAAAUAUACAGUAAUUUAUUACAAUAGUCGUGCUCUUUUGCGGAUUUUAUUGAACUUUAUAAUUCGCACUUGAAAGUUUGCACUUUAGAUGCAAUCAAAUUAUUAAUUAUUCUGCUAAAUAAUUCAUUCUUUUCUCCAAUAUUAACUAAAUGGCAUGGCAGAUGGUACACGGUUCGGUAUAUGGCGCCCAAAUUUGAUUUUUUUUUAUUUUUUUGUAUCGAGAUUUCCCUGAUGGAGUUCUCUGAUUGAAGUUUGUGAUUGAAGUUUUCCCGAUCACCAUUUCUUGAUUUAAAAUUUCUUUAUUAAAUUUUCAAUUUAUAUUUUAUUAAUUCUUGCGUUUUCCUGAUCCCUGCAUCGGGCGUUGAGCAUGCGAUGUGAGCCGACUCAGGAUGGGCGCCCGUUUAUUUUCCGAUCCUCGUAUCUUGCCUAGCAAUUGAUUAAGCGGGUUGAGCGGAAUUUGGCGGAUCGCUUAUCGUAAACUCUGUCCUUGCGUUAGCGUUUGACGAACGGUGAUGGGGUUAUGGAAAAUUUGCGCUUUCCAUUUGAUAAGGAUGUUUUUGGAACAGCUUGCAUUGCUGGUUGGAAUUUAAGGGAGAGAAUUGCUUUGAUUUAAUUUAAACCUUCUGAUUAGGUAGUACAAACAUCCUUGGAAAGCUUUCUUGUUAAAGCGUUAGAUUUUCUAUCCGGGGAUGGAGGUCUCCUCAGUGGUUCUUCGGCGUAUGUUUUUCACGAGACCUCCUGUUUCUUUUCCCCGUUGUGAAGUGGCGCCUCCUUCCACGGGAUUCCCAGCUUUAGUCUGGUUUAUCCGGUUCGGAUGUGAGUCCUUCCCUUUGGAAGAACUCGCCGGAAAAAUUUUGGGAUUCGUCCCGAAGUUUCGCCGUGGAUUCUGGUUUGAGGAGAUGUGUACCUUCUCCCAGAUCCAUCCGACUCCAUUGAGAUGUGAGACCGUUGGUGGUUUCUUUCCUCGCACUUUCUGUGUGAGGAUCUCAAUGAAUCUUGAUUAGCUUUUGCCUCGAUGCCUCUCGUGAGAACAAUUAAUACUCUAAAUGGGUGAUUCUCUUUGAUAAUUCGUUGGGAACGUCUGGUCGGUUCGAGAUCCUCCACUUUCUUUUCUUUUUAUUUAUCUCGUUUGAAAUUCAUCGCCAACCUCAGGGUUUAACUUUGUUGACCCUUGCAUUCUCUUUCCUUUCCUUUAUAUUUCCAAUCAUCCAAUAUCACCAUAAAACCAGGAUCUGAAUUUAUUCAGAGAUGGGUUAAUGCCCUUUUAUACAAGUUUUGCAUGGAGAGAAGUAAAUUAAAGCAUGUUCCUCUGGAACUAGGUUUUAACUGUCUUUUCUUACUCUCUCCUUAUUUAUUCAUUUUGAUCAAACCGGAAGGAAGGUAUUAUAUUGCUAAAUCAAAAAUUUAUUAUUGUUGAUUCCUCAAUAGUUGCAGUAUGAGGAGAGAUUGCAUGAGCACCUCUAGGGUUGGUCCCUAAAAAUGGUUGUUCAGCCUUGGGGCAUCCUUGAUGAGAGUCACGUUUUAAAAUUUGUCAGAGUCGUAUCAUGCCUUAUUUGGCAAGAGCUCUUUCGGAUGGCAUUCGUUGAUUCGUAAUCGGAGAUGUUUGUUCCUCGAAUUCUUUCCCCUGCACUUGGCAGAAUCCAAUUGAUUCCAUCCUUCCCAAUCCUAUGAAAUUCAUGCACAAGAUGCAUAGGACCCAUCCCACCUAACUAUUAGAGUCAAUACUCCUUUCGCAUUCUCGUCUAGUCCGCGGAAAAAAAAAUCACAUGAAAUAAAAGAAAGAUUCCUUCCUCUUGUUGCCAUGCGACCACCUCCAAUGGUAGGGCAGAAAAGUGUCAUCUGGACCCAUACUUAUUCUCGUGGGCACAUGGAUGAAUCACAGGAAAGCGAGGACGGCGUACCUCCAAGGUUGUCUCCUUCUUUUCAUGGGUGCUCUCUGACGGUGACCUCGAGGCAAGGAAUCGUCGAAAAUUGAAGAGUGGUGGAGGAGUUGAGCGGCGAAAGAGAAGAGAGAAAGGCAAAACAGGAGUCAGAUUGACAAAGAGCCCAAUGAAAGGGGUGGUCCUUUACACCAACCUGGGAUAACUCUGCAUAUGAGCCUUUUGCUCAAAUGGUGGCGGCGACUGAGUUCACAUCCACCCAGUACGCAAUCUCACGGAUGGAGCCGAGGCCCUGAAAAGCCAAAUCUUCAUCGAAGGUUCACCCCGUUCGUGCCCAUGUCCUAAAUUCCACCCCAUCUACGUUUUUUUUUUAGAGAAUGAGAGAAAAGUAAUUCGGGGCCUCCGGGUGCGCUGGAGAUUGGAGGAAUAAAGAAUAGGGUAGGGGGGCCGGUGAAAUGCCGAGGGGAGGUGAGCUCAGUAAAGAGAGAGAGGAGAGAGAGAAGGAGAAGAAGAGAGAAGAAGAGAGAAGGAGGAGAAGAGAGAAGGAGGAGAAGAGAGAAGGAGGAGGAGAGAGAGAAGGAGAAACGGCGUAGAGGAUUCUUUGCCUAGAGACCAUCUGAUGAGAUGCUCCUGUGGGGAGUUGGUGUCGGCUAAGAAGGGACAAUGGACGAGUGGACUUGUGUGAAAUCUUAAGGUUCUCGGGAGACUUAUGGAGCGAGGAGCCAACGAGAGAUGCCAGCAGUGGUUAACGCAGUUAGGAUCUUUCGCCCCCAAAUCCGUUGUCCAAGGCUCGCGUUAUGCAAAGCACGUGAGUCAAUGUCUUACGAGUUUGCGAAGGGAUCAGAGAGAAGAGGAGAUAAAUUUAAAGUCCAUCUCACCUUUCCCCACACAAACAGUUCCGCGUUGCUAAUAGCAAAUGCUGGUAAGGAGAGAGUGACCAUCAGUUUGAAGAAAGCCCAAGAAGCUUUAUUAAGAAUCGCACCGCCUUCCUUCCAAUCUUAAUUCUCUCAAGGAAAACAUUUUUCUCUCCUUCACUUUCGUGACUCUCGUAAUAAUUUAGGAUCUUUAAGCUAAAUUAGAUCCACAAGUUGAAGGAGAUGUUGAUCAGUAAUUUUAUUUUCAUUUCAUUUUUUUUUGAGUCUGAUAAACCUGGAGAGGGAGACUGUGGGUUUUGAAGAAGAAGGGCAAUUAGAACAAAGAUAUCCUUUGUCAUUCCUUGAUUUCCCUUCCAAUUCCUUUCCUUGCCUUUUUCCACCUCGAAACCUUUUCUAAAGGGCGUGAGAUUCACUCGAGGGUUUGGAGGAGCGGGAUAUAUAAUCCCCAUAGUUUUCACCUCUUCUAGGUGCGAUCAGCUCGUUUUCCCUUUAAUUUAUUUUAUUAAAAUUCCGAGGUAUUCUAAUGGAUAAUUAAUUAUUAAAGUUCUUUUCCUCUUAUAAAUUUAUGCCGAACGUGGAAGGUACCCAAAACCAACCAUUCUAGCCAUCGCCAAUGUUUUCUUUUCUUAAAUAGUUACAUCACUUCCUUUCUUAGAGUAACUUAGAACUCUUUUCUUUUUUUUUCUCCUUUUUGUUUUCUUUUGCAACAAAGGGGUGAUGUAACGUGCACAAAUUUGAAAUUUUUUUGUUAUGGGAGAAAUAACGCAUAAUUCGAAAAGUCUCCAAAACCCAAACUACACUGAUGAUCUUUUAUGUGUAUGUGUUCCGUGUGGGUCGGGGUGGGACAAGUUAAUAUGUUCUUUCUUCCCGACAGAGAGAAAAUUCAGUACGCUUUAGGAGUUCCUCAGAGACGGACGCAUUCCGGAUGCGAGCCGGAAUUAGUGGCCACAGAGCCUCAAUGAAGACAGUGAGGAUCAGUGGCAGCAGAUUGUGCCAAGUGUCCGCGAACGAGACGGAAUUCAGCGGCAGUGAACGCCUCCCUGGAUGUCAGGAAGGGCCCCUGAGUGCGCCCCACAGCGUCACCUUGUGGGUUAGAGGGCCUCCCGGAGGACGGUGUGUAGCUGAAGACCUUCCGGAUCAGCAAAUGGCCGUAGGGUUGUCAAUUGGCUCUACGUUGCCGGCCCAUGGGACAUUAGAAGAGUCGCCAAGAGCUCUUCGCGCUUUGCAUCUCAAGAACUCUGCAAAGUCGCCGGAAAGGAAUGGCUCCGCCACGGAGAAGCCACCAGUAGAGUUGCUUAUACGCUCUACCACAUCCUGUCCCGAAGGAAGCCACGAGAGCGCGUCAAUUAGCUCUCCUUCAUCCGCGUCAGGAGACGCAAGAAGAGUCGCAAUUUUGCUCUUCCCAAUGCUGUGGAAAAGAAGUGGGAAAAGGCAUCCCAUACAUGCAAUCAUCCCCGUCUGGAAGAUCGUGAUGGAACGACGAGAGACGCAGAAUUCUCCAGCAUCAAGCCACCUUCGUGAAGAAGCAACGAUGGGAAUAGAAAGACGCCGAGAGACGCCGUCGCUGGGAGAUAUGCUGUAAAGAAGAACCCCUGUACUCCUGAAAUGGUCGAAUAAACCCUGGAAUGCCAGGAAUGAACCUUA
Molecule: messenger RNA, 9713 nt
Organism: Lutzomyia longipalpis
Lineage: Eukaryota; Metazoa; Arthropoda; Insecta; Diptera; Psychodidae
Product: protein kinase C, brain isozyme-like
Exons: 5
Coding region: 102-1190 (362 amino acids)
Biological process (GO): protein phosphorylation
Molecular function (GO): ATP binding; protein serine/threonine kinase activity
Source: RefSeq, a predicted model, not a curated record